Fulvia fulva is the source of this 762-nucleotide messenger RNA. RefSeq lists its product as uncharacterized. Gene Ontology annotation, cellular component: endoplasmic reticulum; endoplasmic reticulum membrane. Gene Ontology annotation, biological process: endoplasmic reticulum to Golgi vesicle-mediated transport; intracellular protein transport. Bases 1 to 762 code for a protein of 253 amino acids. The transcript has 4 exons. NCBI's taxonomy places the organism in Eukaryota, Fungi, Ascomycota, Dothideomycetes, Mycosphaerellales, Mycosphaerellaceae. The record is from RefSeq and is a predicted model, not a curated record.
AUGUAUUCGGUACCCACGGCAUCCUCUGCCUCUGCCUUGUUUCCUCUACUGCUCCAUCACCUGUCAAUACCACUCGACAUUCUCCCAGCAGCUGCACAACAACAAGAUACGUGUACCAUAAACGACGCAAACAUGGCCAGCCUUAUCUACGCUCCGGUGUUCGCACUCCUCGUCUUCGAGAUGGUCGUCUUCAUGUCGCUCAUCGUCCCGCUGCCCUUCAAAAUCAAGCGCGGACUCUUCACCUUCAUAUCCGAGAAUCCGCUUAUAGCCAAGUUACAAUACGGCUUGAAAAUUACGUUCAUCUUCAUCCUGAUCCUGUUCAUCGACAGUGUCAACCGCGUAUACCGCGUCCAGGUUGAGCUGUCACAGGCCAAGUACCAGGGCGGAGCAGCUGGCGCUGUCGCCGGCGGUGAGCGCAUGGAGGUCCAAGCCCGCAAGUUCUACUCCCAGCGCAACAUGUACCUUUGCGGCUUCACCCUCUUCCUCUCCCUGAUCCUCAACCGCACCUACAUCAUGAUCCUCGACACUCUCCGCCUCGAGGAGGAGCUCAAGACUUACAAGGGCGAGGGUGGCAAGAAGGGCAGCUCUGGUCUCGGCGAGGCCGGCGAGGCCGGCGAGAUCGGUCGUCUGAAGAAGGAGCUUGCUAAGCGUGACCGCGACAUUGAGACCAUCAAGAAGCAGAGCCAGGGCCUGAGUGAUGAGUACAACCGUCUUGGUGAUCAGGUCUCCACAAACGACAGCGUUCCAAAGAAGGACCGAUAG